AUGUGAUGAGUACCUCAAGCGGUGGGAAGAAGUCAAAGCUGAAGUAGAGAAAAACGGCAUCUACAACCUUACCACAGACGAAUUAGUGUUUGGAACUAGACUUGGUUGGAGAAACUCCUCGCGCUGCAUUGCACGUAUCCAGUGGAAAAAUCUUGAGUUGCAGGAUGCACGACACGUGCAGACCACGCAAGAAAUGUUCGAGUUUCUUUGUCGUCAUGUAGAAUAUGCUACAAACGGAGGAAAUAUAAGGUCUAUGAUCACCAUUUUCCCGCCAAGAAAAAACGGACAGGAAGAUUUUCGUCUAUGGAAUGCUCAGCUGCUUAGUUACGCUGGUUAUCUUCAACCAGAUGGCAGCACGAUCGGAGAUCCAGGUCAUGUCCAGUUCACUCGGGUGUGCCAGAGAUUGGGAUGGAAGGGAAAAGGUGGACGGUUUGAUAUUUUGCCCUGGAUACUCUCGGCACCAGGAGAAGGGCCAAAAUUGUACGAUGUUCCAGACGAACUGAUACUGAGAGUCAAGCUAGAACACCCUCGUUUUGAGUGGUUUGCGGAGAUGGGUUUGGAAUGGUUUGCUCUUCCUACUGUAGCGGGGCUGCUAUUUGAUUGUGGGGGGAUAUCGUUCCCUGCUGCUCCUUUCAAUGGGUGGUACAUGGGUACCGAGAUUGGAACCCGUAAUCUAUGUGACCCUCAUCACUAUAACAUCACUGAGGAAGUAGCCCUGAAGAUGGGACUAGACACAUCAAGUCCGGCAACUCUGUGGAAGGACCAAGCGUUGGUUGAAAUCAAUAUUGCUGUUUUACACAGCUAUCAGAAGCAAAACAUUGUAAUUGUCGACCAUCAUACCCUUGCUGAAAGUUUUAUGAAACAUAUGGAAAAUGAACAAAAACAGCGGGGUGGUUGUCCUGCAGAUUGGGUGUGGAUUGUACCCCCUUUGUCAAGCAGUCUUACGCCCGUGUUUCACCAAGAAAUGUUGAAUUACGUACUCAAACCAAGCUACGAAUAUCAGGUCAUGUGUAUGGAGGAUUAUGAUGUCAGAAACCUGGAGCAAGAAUCACUGUUUAUUGUAGUAACGAGUACGUUCGGCAACGGAAACCCCCCUGACAACGGAAAAGUUGCCUGCAGUUCCUACAAUUUUGCCCUCAGUAGUGACGCUUCCAUGAUAUCCUUAGAAUCAGUAAGCCAGUGGAAUAAAGACAAAUUUAGGACAUCUGUCGUAGAAGGAAUACAUCAUGAUAUAUGCGAAGGUCUGGCCAACGUUCAUAAUAAGAAGGUACAACCAUGCAAGGUCUUGUCCAGGAUCCGUCUCCAACCUCUCUGUUCUGAACGACAGACAAUUCUAGUACGACUAGACACAAGACAAGCCACAAAUUUGACAUACGAACCUGGCGAUCACCUGAGCGUCUUCCCUGUUAAUCCUUCAAACGUUGUUAACCAGAUCAUGUCGUUUCUGGAUCCUUCGGAUAGGUCUGAGAGAGACUUAGUUCAAGUCGAAACAUUUGUGGAUGGCGUCUGGCAGCCAUACAAUCGACUUCCUCCGUGCACCAUGCACACGGCCCUCUCUAGAUAUCUCGACAUCACAACUCCUCCAGCACCUACGAUAUUAGAGCACCUUGCAGCCACGGCAACAGAAAAAUUAGACCAACUUAAGCUUCAAAGAUUGUGUGAG
This is a messenger RNA of Limulus polyphemus (Atlantic horseshoe crab), 1663 nucleotides long. RefSeq names its product nitric oxide synthase, salivary gland-like. Lineage: Eukaryota; Metazoa; Arthropoda; Merostomata; Xiphosura; Limulidae. The record is from RefSeq and is a predicted model, not a curated record. The transcript is spliced from 10 exons. Gene Ontology annotation, biological process: nitric oxide biosynthetic process. The annotation marks the transcript as partial. Gene Ontology annotation, molecular function: nitric-oxide synthase activity; FMN binding.